CUUACGUUUCGAGAGAACCAUCACGUACUCCUCAACGUGUCCGUUGAUCAGUUAGAUAGCUAGAGCGAAUGUCGCUCGCUCCACGAUCGUCGCUGCGCUCCAUGGUGCUGCUCCUGUCGCACGGGAAACCACGGUUGAGCUCACUCUUCUCCUCCAUUCCGACAGUGACGGCCACGCCGGAAACUAGUGCUCCAGCUGCUCCGGCCGACCAGCCUCCACCCGUUCUUGUUCCGGGGUCAGGCUCUAGUUGCCACAGCUCCGUUGCCCCUCAAAAGAGAGCUCUUCACCGAGUGCCCAAGACUCCAUUUGGCACACCUGAAAACGAAGUAUGCGAAGAUCCUGAUCUUGGAGUUGCUAAGGGAGGUCCGCUCAUCUCUUCCAAGGACGAACCCAAACACCCAACUCCCGAACCUGCUUUGGCUCCCAAUCUACAGGAAGAUCAUGAACACUCCAUCCCUGGUGAUUCGUGUAGCACAUUCGAGCCUCUGCCCAACCAGCUGACGAAAGAUGAUGAUCUUCCGGCUGCUGGGGGUCCAAGCCCACGUAUCUCUUCCCGCGACAAGCCCCCGCACCAUGUUGUCGAACCUACUGGUCGAACCAGAAUAGGAACUGCAACUCGUCCCACCUCUGAAGAAUAUUGAUGGAGUGCCAAUUGUUCAGGCACUGCAAGCAAGAGCCAUGCUGCCGUGAGUUAAAAGUAACAAUCUUGGCGGUUACCGCAUCGUCAACCAUGUAAUCUGAAUGCUUCGUUUCGAUUUACUGUACUGUUCUAGCCGAUUUCAUCAAACAAGAUGUACGUCAGAUUCUCGCUCA
Molecule: messenger RNA, 813 nt
Organism: Lolium rigidum
Lineage: Eukaryota; Viridiplantae; Streptophyta; Magnoliopsida; Poales; Poaceae
Exons: 2
Coding region: 69-641 (190 amino acids)
Source: RefSeq, a predicted model, not a curated record